AUGAACCUCCUCACGUCGACAAAUAGCCUUGUGGAGAUGUAUCUCAUCGAACACGGAUGGAAGAACAAUGGAGACUGGCAAAGCUUAAUCAAUCUCAUUCAGCCACACGCGAAUCAUGUCAACGCCUCGUCGCACAGCGAGCAAUCGAAGGACUGCACGGAGAUUGACCUCGGUAAUCUCCGUCUCCAUGGGGAGGAAGUUGGCGCCUCCUUGAUUCCAUUCCACCCACAUCUUGGUGAUGGUUCGUUCUCCCUGCUCCAAGUAGAACUCUGGAAUAUUGGGGCGCAAGCUCUGGUAGAAGCCGGCGGCGAGAACCUCAAAGGAUUCAAUGUUCUCAUCCGCUAG
This is a messenger RNA of Penicillium cataractarum, 345 nucleotides long. RefSeq lists its product as uncharacterized. NCBI's taxonomy places the organism in Eukaryota, Fungi, Ascomycota, Eurotiomycetes, Eurotiales, Aspergillaceae. The record is from RefSeq and is a predicted model, not a curated record. The transcript has 2 exons. Bases 1 to 345 code for a protein of 114 amino acids.